Molecule: messenger RNA, 1953 nt
Organism: Phaethon lepturus (White-tailed tropicbird)
Lineage: Eukaryota; Metazoa; Chordata; Aves; Phaethontiformes; Phaethontidae
Gene: PIGR
Product: polymeric immunoglobulin receptor
Source: RefSeq, a predicted model, not a curated record
AUGACUUUACUAGUGUCUAUCUUCCUGCUCGCCUUCCUCCCAGCUGAAUCCGCAAGCAGCAGAUACCCCCCCAAGGCAGCAAGUAACCCGGUGUUCGGACCUCGGCAGGUAUACGGUCUGCUCAAUGGGACGGUUACCGUGAAAUGCUUUUACCCUCCCACCCGUGUGAACAGACACGACAGAAAGUAUUGGUGCAGGGAGUCGGCCACGGGCUGCAUGACCGUUGUCUCCACCAGCGGCUACACUGCUCCAGGCUACCAAGGCAGACCCUUCAUCACUGACUAUCCACAGGCGGAAAACUUCCAGAUUAACCUCUCCGAGCUUACAAUGGCAGACGCAGGCACCUACCAGUGCGGUAUUGGCAUCAAUGGCAGAGGGCUUUCCCAUAAAGUCAGUCUGGAUGUUUAUAAAGGUCCACACGUACCCGAGGGAGCUGAGCUCUUCUACGUGAAGCUGCACAGCACUUUGACCAUGUCCUGCAGCUUCAGCAAGGAGAAUGAGAGCAUGAGGAAAUUCUUGUGCAAGAUGGAGAAAAGCGGCUGCCGUGAAAUUGUCGAUAGUCACGGGAAAGUUGAUGCGGAUUACAGAGGGCGAGUUCUGCUGAGCAACGACGAGUCUCCAGGCUCCUUCAGAAUCGUGAUGACUCACAUGGGCUGGGAGGACUCUGGCUUGUACCUGUGCGGGGUCGGCUCCUAUGGGGAGGACGGAGAAACAAAGGAGCUGGACGUGCAUGUCUAUGAGGAGACAAAUGUUCCUCAAGGAAAGCCCACAAUAAUUGGAGUAAAUGGAAGUUCAGCAACUUUUGAAUGCAACUAUGAGCCUCUAAAACGGUCCUUAGUGAAGUACUGGUGCAAGUGGAGACAGAAUGGGUGUGCUCGGAUCAUAGACAACUCCGGGUAUGUGGCACGCUUGUAUGAAGGAAGAGUGGCCAUGUACGAUACUCCGAAUAACAAGACGAUCACCAUCAUCCUGACCCAGCUGAAGGGCAGUGACGAAGGCUAUUACUGGUGCAUGACAAACGAGGAGAAGGAGCAGCAAUCAUCAACUGAGCUGAAGAUCAUAGACGGAGAACCUGGACUGAAGGGAAAGAAGGAAGUGAACGCACAAGUGGGUUCACAGGUCGAUUUAACUUGCUCUUACCCCUGCAAGUACUACUCCUACCAAAAGUACUGGUGCAGGUGGAGCAGCACCAGCUGCACCCCCAUGCCCGCUUCUGACCAGAGGCAGCCGGGGCCGGGCGUUGCCUGUGACGCUGACAACAAGACGGUUAUCCUAAGCUUUGACUCGGUGACGAAGGAAGACCAAGGGUGGUACUGGUGUGGAGUGAAGCGUGAUGGCCUCUUCGGGGAAACCAUGGCAGUCUACCUGCGGGUGACUGAAGGAAGCGGUGCUGACCGCAGCCUAGAGCCCCUGGACAUCGAUGCCCCCAGCGAUGCCAAGGCCCCCAGCCCUGCCAGGACGGCUUUAUUCCCCAAGGAAGAGCCUACAGCGACGCUGAGGUGCAAAGCGCAGCUGCCUCGGAAAGCUCUGACCAAAGCCAUGGCCCGUAUACUCGUUUUAGUCCUGGGCCCUGUUGGUGCUGUGCUCCUGAUCCUCGUGACGGCUUUUGCCGUCUUUAAAUACAGGCAGCUGAAGAGAUCUGACCUGGUGUCCGUCGGGAGCUACAGGACGAACAUCAGCAUGUCGGACUUCGACAGCGUGAAGGAGUACGGCGCAAGCAAUAACGCCUGCGCGAAAGAGAGCCAGGAGACGCGCAUGGGAGGGGACGCAGAGACAAUAAUGCGGUACACCGUCAGCCCCAAGCAGCAUCAGGUUGUAACCAGCUCCAAGGAGGAUGCUGACCUUGCCUACUCCACCUUCCUCCUCACCUCCAGCAGCAUCGUGCAGGGCGGCUCCGGGGGAGACAGCGCUGCCCAGGACGUGUCCCCCCCAAAAUGGGAGGGCCAGAUCUGA